AUGUUUUUUGAACUCGCUUUGUUUCAUACUCUGAGGUCUGAGCUGACUAGAGCCUCAUCCACCUUUGGACGGGAUCCUGAUCCUCCAUAUAAUGGUGGCGCAAGGAACCCCGAGGAGAUCCCAUGGGGAUCCGCCGGAGCUGACAUCAUCGUUGAGUCCACCGGGGUCUUCACUGACAAGGACAAGGCUGCUGCCCAUUUAAAGGGAGGUGCUAAGAAGGUUAUUAUCUCUGCUCCCAGCAAAGAUGCCCCCAUGUUUGUUGUUGGUGUUAACGAACACGAAUACAAGCCAGAGCUUGACAUCAUUUCUAAUGCUAGCUGCACUACUAACUACCUUGCUCCACUUGCCAAGGUCAUCAACGACAGGUUUGGCAUCGUUGAGGGUCUCAUGACCACUAUCCACUCUAUCACUGGUGAGAGCCUAUUGCUUCCUACUAUUUGCUAGUUGAUUAUGCAUGUU
This is a messenger RNA of Arachis duranensis, 459 nucleotides long. Its product is annotated as glyceraldehyde-3-phosphate dehydrogenase, cytosolic-like. Bases 1 to 444 code for a protein of 147 amino acids. Lineage: Eukaryota; Viridiplantae; Streptophyta; Magnoliopsida; Fabales; Fabaceae. The transcript is spliced from 4 exons. Gene Ontology annotation, molecular function: NAD binding; oxidoreductase activity, acting on the aldehyde or oxo group of donors, NAD or NADP as acceptor. The record is from RefSeq and is a predicted model, not a curated record.